Messenger RNA from Bemisia tabaci, 3653 nucleotides. RefSeq lists its product as uncharacterized. The record is from RefSeq and is a predicted model, not a curated record. NCBI's taxonomy places the organism in Eukaryota, Metazoa, Arthropoda, Insecta, Hemiptera, Aleyrodidae.
CAUCGAACAUCGUGCAAAAAAAAGUGUUCUGAACCAUUCGUAACUCAGUCAUUUCUUUUUCCAUCAUUCAGAGUGUGUUUUCUUUCUGGAGCGAUUUUGAUAUUAGAGUAGCUUCUAUUGUCCUAAAAGUAACUUUUCUCUCAUGUCAAAAUGAUGCAGAAAUCCCUAAAAUUUUGUAUCAUUCAUACCGUCUGUAUUGGAGGAUUCCAACCAUAGCUUCAUUAGUUCUACCGUCUAUCUACUUCAACUCAAGAAUUACUUUACAAUUACCCAUGCGUUUACUAACAAAAUUCAGCUUCUGAAUCUGUUGACACUUGGGUUGUUGACUGACUGAGGUAGCGUGCAGUAGCUCUAACCAUAAUGAGAGUGAACGACAAGUGUCUCAUUGAAUAUAGCCUCAGUCAGCCAGAUUUUGAGGGAAGAUUAAAUUAUAAAAAGAUUGUCAAUGGAGGCAGUUACUCUCAAAAAGGUUUCAAAGAAAGAUGGUUCAAACUCAAAGCCAACUUAUUGUUUUACUUCAAAAUCAACGAUCUCGGCCAGAUUGAAAAACAGCCGUCAGGAUUAUUUGUCCUGGAGAAUUCACGUGUCCAAUCUGAGUCCAGUGCAGGAUUACCAUUUGCAUUUUCCAUUUCAUUUCGCGAUGACUCAGACCGGAAACAUAUUCUAUCCGCAAGGACAGAAGAUAAUGUAUCUCAAUGGAUAAUGUUCCUCAGACAAGCUGCGUAUGAGCACUGGAGAUCUCAACUUAUAGUUUUGCAAACAAAAAUUUGCGAAUUGACUGGAAAUGAUCCACUGUUAAUGUAUCCUCGGAAUCAAGGCUCAGUCAGAGACAUUCCUACCAAAAGAGAGAUACUUUCAGAAACCUUUAAGUCGCACAUGGUUUUGGAAACACAGCACGCUCAUUUGCCCUCUGAAUCAUUCAAAUCUCAUGUAAUUCGUAAAGAAUCUCCCAUUGAAACUGCAAAUUUGAUUGAUCUUUGAUCGUAACUAUCUGUUAGUCUGAUAAAGUAAUGUUAUUUUUUUUAGUUAUUUAUUUUGCUUUCUAUUGCUCCAAUUAAGAGGGACAAUGUAAGUAAUGCCUAAGCAAGGAAUUUAAAAUUAUUAACGCUUUGCUCAUUUGCUCAAAUUGUUAUCAAGAAAUUAUUAAUUUCUUACCAUUAAAUCGUUUUUGUUUUAUUUACAAAAUCAGUCAUUUUUGAGAACUACCCUCUCAUUUUGACUAUUUAUGUAUGGCUUAACUACUUUAACCAUAAAGGAUGUGAUUUUUAUUUUUCGGAAGUUUUUGGAUUGCAAGCCAACCAAUGUCCUAUCAAAUGUAAGCAUUAUUUUUCUAAACUUAAUGAGGGUGAAUUUUUUAUCUAUCUCCCUUGUGCUAAAAUUUUGCCUGCAAAGAAAGGCUCCAAUUCAUUUUCUGAUUCAGAGGAAACUGUGUUCAAUAGAUUAAAUUUCUUUUGUAGUGUAGUGUUAGUGACACUAACAAUCUAGACAGAUCAAUUAAGAGAUCAAGAGAAAGAAAAAUUGACAGAUCUCUUUUUGACAAGUUAGAAUAUCCUUUAACAAUGUAAAAUAGGUGCAAUCGUGUCGACUGUAACUCAGUCCAAGUAUAUGUUUGUUAAAGAAGACUUUAAGUAAUGUGGAAACAUUCUGCCCAAUAGAACCAUUUGUUUUUUAUUAUUAUAUUCUUUUACCAGUUUGGAUUUCUUUUGAGAGGAUUGUGGGGGCAGAGACCCAUCUUUUUAACCAAAGUGUUGCUUAGUAUUUUAAUAUACUGCUGUUUUUGAUUGUGUAUACAUUAUAAAAUUCUGCUGAAAUAAUAAAAUACAGGAGUCUAUAGCAGGGAAUCGUUGAUGAUUUCAGUUUAGUUCUUCAUUUGAGCGCAAGGUCACUAACGCAAGUUUUUCAAAAUUUGGGAAUCCAAACGGAAACCACAAGGACCAAGUGGGGUGUCAUUUUAAUUUCUCAUUUCCUGCUAUGAUAGAUGGUGAAAAUGAUGUGAACAAGCUGGUUUAUCAAAUCUCUCCAUUUGACAAAAUCCCAAAUAAACGUAUGUAGUAAGCUUGCAUAUGAAAAAGAAUAUGAAUAAAGAAUGUAAUUUACCUGCUCAACAGGACUUUUUUCAGAUUCGAUAAAAUAAUGGUGUCAGAGUGUUUCUGCUGAGAUGACAUUAGUUAUUAACUUUUUCAGUCUCUUAAGUGAUAUUAUGAGAACCACCAAUGCGAUUACAUGUAUUUGUGAAUGUGGCUUUAUGAAUAAUAAGAAACCAAUUGAAAAAAAAAAAAGAAAAAACUGUGUUGCUGAUUUUUGGCCUUUUGCUUUUCUUUUGUUCCUAUAUUUAACAAAGGAAUCAGAUUAUUCAAUAAGGAACACAGUCCCAAAUUGCCCUCAUAACGAAUAUAUAUUUUUGAGCUUACUUCGACUGAAACAUUAUGAAGUACAAUCUUCGAUGUUUUUUAUCCCUUACAUACUUAUACAGCAUUAACUUUGCUGCAGUCUUUUUUUUAUUUAUUUUCUGAAAGUAAAAGUAUAAAUCAGUAUUAUGUGAAAAUAAUUUUCAGCCUUUUAUGAGAUGUCUUUUUGCGUUUAAUUCUUGCUGUCUGGUUAGGUUCAUAGCUUCUCUGCAAACAAUUGUUUUUUUUUCUCUCUUUUAAAAAUGAAAUUUAAGCUGCCUUUUAUGUGCAAUUCAUGAAAUUUUUACCUUAAUUCCUUUAAGUUUCAUCUUAUGUUGCUGGUGAGAACAACCACUCUUGUCUGUGGAGCUGAUAUUUUAACUUUUAUGUGGCAACCAUUCAUAGUAUUUUUUCCUGCAAUGUAAUUUUGGACCAUUUUGUCUCCUUCACACGACCAAAAAACAGCUAAAGUGGGCCGGUUUGAGCACUAAUGGGCCUGUAUUCCUGGUUACUUUCAUAGUCCCAGUCCUUCCCUGGCACAUGGUUUGGAUGUGUACCUAUGUUGUUUGUGAAAUUGCAGAUUUGCGUAUCUUAGUUUGGGCCUCUGCAGACUUCUUGUCAUUUCUAAAUGGAAAACGGAAAACUAAUAAACGUCAAGAAUUGAACACUUCGAUGAAUUUUCUUCUCUCGAUGCAAAAUUUUCUGUGAAAAUUUCAAGCUAUGGGGUUUGUUACGUCCCUUUUUAUAAAAUAAAAUAGAAGCAGAGAUUUUGAGAUACUGCAACGAAGAUAUACAUUUUUGCAGCUUCACCGACAAUAAGAAAGAGAAUUAUGUAAAAUCGGUUAAAAGCAUGUGUCACUUCCAAUUUUUCACAAAAAUUAUCUUUGAAUUUUCUGUAGGUAAAAAAGUCUCAGCUGUGCAAUAGUAAUAACGUUUACUUUUUUUUUUCAAGCAACUUGUCUCUUGUACUAUCUCAUUUUUACUGGAAAGCAAGAAAACAAUAGGAAAAACCAGUCAAAAACUUCUAUCUAUGAACCUCCUGUGUUAUAAGAUGAAAGUGAAAAAAAAAAAAAAAAAAAAAAAAAAAAAAAACUAUUAAUGAGAUAACAAUCUGACAGGAAGUAAGAGGAAAUAUUGAUGUACUUAUUUUCACACAUAGAAGUAAGUUGAAUAGUCAUAAGUGUUUUUACCUCCAAUUGUUUUGUCCUGUUCUAUUUUUUACAUGUAAGAGUUUUUUUCAAUAAACUGUUUUAGUUUUAAAUUUCA